AUGCCUUCGGCACCCCGCCAUCAUUCGGCGAGAGCGAUGCCUUCGGCACCCCGCCAUCAUUCGGCAAGAGCGAUGCCUUCGGCACCCCGCCAUCAUUCGGCGAGAGCGAUGCCUUCGGCACCCUGUCAUCAUCUGACGAGAGCGACACCUUCAGCACCCCGUCAUAAUUCGUCACCAUCGACACUACACUACUUGGGAGAAGACUAA
Messenger RNA from Prunus armeniaca (apricot), 207 nucleotides. Lineage: Eukaryota; Viridiplantae; Streptophyta; Magnoliopsida; Rosales; Rosaceae. The record is from the annotation of a GenBank genome assembly.